Molecule: messenger RNA, 1023 nt
Organism: Closterium sp. Yama58-4
Lineage: Eukaryota; Viridiplantae; Streptophyta; Zygnematophyceae; Desmidiales; Closteriaceae
Source: the annotation of a GenBank genome assembly
AUGAGUGCGGUGCCAUUGUUUAAUGGCGAGCACUAUGCGUCGUGGCGCUUCAAGUUGAAGGUUCACAUGAUGGAGCGUGAACUUUGGGGCUUCUUCGACGGGCCCGAAAAGAAGCCACCUGCAAGCGCCUCGGAAUCGGAGAAAGGAGCAUGGGAAAAGAAAGACAAGAAGGGGUUCUCGUUUCUAGUGUCGAAGCUCGGACUUCAACUCGUGCCGGUGGUGAGCUCGUGCAUCGAUCUUGAAGGAGCUACACGUGAAGCUUGGAGGCACCUUGAGAACAUCCACGUGUCGAAGUCUCUCCACGGCAAGUUGCAAGCGAGGAGAAACUUCUUCACCGUGCGCAUCAAGGAGGGCGAGCACAUGCGGGCGUACAUCAAUCGUGUUGAGGAACUUGGCGAACGGAUGGUGGAGCUCGAAGCGAAUGUGGACGAGAAGGAUUGGAUCAUGACCCUUCUCGGGGGGCUCGGAGAGGAAUGGUCAACCGUCAUCGCCACCCUUGAAGGCACGCAAGCGACGUGGACCAAGGAGGAGGUGACGACGCGCCUCAUCAACGAGGAGAUGAGGCGGAACAUCUUGCAAGGCGACACAACGAGCUCGGCUCACUUCACUCGUGGCGCGAAGAAGGGCGUUGUCAACUUCAAGCCACGGAAUGACCGUGGGCACACGAGUGGAGGUGCGGGCACAUCAAACGCGCCACGUGGAGGACACGCCACCAACAACCGUGGUCAUGCUCGUGAAGGCGCAUGCCGGUAUUGCAUGAAGGUUGGGCAUUGGUGGCGCGAGUGUCGGAGCAAGCCGAAGAAUUGGACUCCAUCGAAUCCAACUCAAGAGGAGCGGCACGCGAACGUGGUGACUUCGGGAGAAGACACCAAGGAGUUCGUGUUCAUCGCGGGAGAAGGAGCGCUCGGCGGACCCGCAUGGCUUCUCGACACGGGGGCUACGCAACACAUGACGCCGAACGCGGACCUCCUUGAAGAUGUCUCGGUGGAUGCUCCUAUCAAGCGUGUGGUCUUCGGGAAUUAA